Messenger RNA from Dacryopinax primogenitus, 1272 nucleotides. RefSeq lists its product as uncharacterized. The record is from RefSeq and is a predicted model, not a curated record. Bases 358 to 636 code for a protein of 92 amino acids. Lineage: Eukaryota; Fungi; Basidiomycota; Dacrymycetes; Dacrymycetales; Dacrymycetaceae. The transcript is spliced from 4 exons.
AAAUACCACGUCUGAGACGGCAUCUCCUGCAUAUAUACUGACGAGAGGGCAAAGCAGGAUCAACCUUGUAUCUCAACCAUCGACUCGUUACUGCGUGACAGCGGCAAAAGCUCAUACCCGAUUACCUCGACGCAACCUGUCCUGCUCUUUAUGGAUACAUCUUGUCUCCGAGCUCCAUCUAGCUAAUUAUGAUCAUUCUUGGGUGCUUGCCUGAUGUGACGCCAUGUCGAUCGCACUAUGAUACUAUAUUUUCCCAGGGGACAGGCUGCAGGACGUGCAGAGCAUACAGGCUUGUCGGCUACGACCACCUCUCCUCUGCCCACCACCGUUCCACCACACCAACAACAAAAACAAAACAUGGCGCGCCUCUCCUGUUGCUCUCAGGGUGUAAAUCUUCGUAAAGGAGCAAGUGGUGAGCUCCCGGAGGAACCAAGAGAGACGAUACCCCCUCUUGCUGGCGGUCGUGUGAGCCACAGCGGACGCUCCAGCUCGCUAUCGCAUCAGGAACCUGUUCAAAAAGGUGGAAACUCCGUAGAGUGCAAGGACACGCCGACCUGGAGAGUGUCUGGUUGGAACGUGAAAGAGGUGAACAAGCAGGAAGGAGCAAUGGCCAGAAUGCAGGAAUGGGUGUCGUGAUUGAACCAUUCGUACACGCGUUUCGUCGUUCUGGGAUGUCGCUUGUCAGGGGUCAACCUAUGUUGUCUGGGCCUUUGCGUUGGGCCUUUGCUUUCACACAAUCCCCACCCCCUCACGCCCACCCCUAUCCACUUCUCCGAACACACACGAGACACUUGAUAGCAUGCAAGAUGCUUAGUGCUACUGGAUAUCGACAUGGUCCGAUGAUAUUGACCAUCCCCUCGCUCUUCCCCCUCCCUGCACCUAGUGUCAUGAUAACUUGAACUGAGCUCCAGUAUGCUCGAUAUUGGGUUGUUUAGGCAUCAGGGCUACCUGAGAUUGGACCUUCACCCUUGAUGCAAGAUCUGAACGGCCCAGGGAAAGCAGUCGACUUCACCCCACCCUUGAUACACCUCUCUCCUUCCCGAUUCAAAGCUUUUCCCGCAGAGAGCACGUAUUACGGCCCUCUACCUUGCACAUAACCUCAAACCGGACCUCGACAGAUAUUCAAGUGGAGUUACACCAGUCAUCGUUUAGCGGUGGCUUUGACCACGGUGAAAGCAAGGGACUGGAAGGGUCGGAUGGCGAUACAGAGGGCUGUCCCCCGGAGUCUGCGUCGAAGGUGGUAUGGCCCGUUGGAGAACGUGGUGCAAUUCG